This is a messenger RNA of Armigeres subalbatus, 2110 nucleotides long. It is a transcript of the gene Taf6, whose product is annotated as transcription initiation factor TFIID subunit 6. The record is from RefSeq and is a predicted model, not a curated record. Bases 131 to 1984 code for a protein of 617 amino acids. The transcript has 4 exons. Gene Ontology annotation, molecular function: protein heterodimerization activity; transcription coactivator activity; RNA polymerase II general transcription initiation factor activity. Gene Ontology annotation, biological process: RNA polymerase II preinitiation complex assembly; transcription initiation at RNA polymerase II promoter. NCBI's taxonomy places the organism in Eukaryota, Metazoa, Arthropoda, Insecta, Diptera, Culicidae. Gene Ontology annotation, cellular component: SLIK (SAGA-like) complex; SAGA complex; transcription factor TFIID complex.
UGACUUCAUGACGGCCGCAACGUCGGCAUAUCCAUCCGUCAGUAAAAAUUAGUCUAAUGUUGAUUUGCUAUUUAUUUUGCCUGAAAAUAUAAAAAAAUUGAUUUAGUGUCGUGCAUCAAGUGCUUAAACAAUGGGUGAUCGUGAUAAAACCAUGUAUGGGACGACGCUUUCCCUAGAAUCGAUUAAGGUAAUCGCGGAAAGUAUUGGCGUCGGUAGUCUCCCUGAUGACGCCGCGAAGGAGUUGGCCGACGACGUUUCCUUCAAGUUGAAACAAAUUGUCCAGGAUGCAGCUAAAUUCAUGCACCAUUCCAAGCGGAUGAAGAUGUCCAUAGCCGAUAUUGACCACUCGUUGAAGGUCCGCAACAUCGAGCCACAGUACGGGUUUGUGUCGCCAGAUUUCAUCCCUUUUCGAUUUGCUUCCGGUGGUGGCCGGGAGCUGCACUUCAUUGAAGAGAAGGAAAUUGAUCUGGCGGAUGUUAUCCAAACUGCUCCCCCGAAAAUUCCGUUGGAUAUAACCUUGCGAGCGCAUUGGCUUUGCGUGGACGGUAUUCAACCUACCAUUCCGGAGAAUCCUCCACCGCUAUCGAAGGAUCUGCAAGCACUGGAUUCUGUGAAUCCAGUCAACAAACUCGACAGGGCACACCUGAAGGAUACUACCGGAAAACCGGCCAUAAAAGCCCAAAAAUUGAAAAACGUUGAAACGGUUCACGUCAAGCAGCUGGCUACCCACGAAUUGUCCGUGGAGCAGCAACUGUACUACAAGGAGAUAACCGAGGCUUGCGUGGGAUCGGAUGAAGCACGCAGAGCGGAAGCCCUACAGUCGUUGGCCUGUGAUCCAGGGCUGCACGAAAUGCUUCCUCGAAUGUGCACAUUCAUCGCCGAGGGUGUGAAGGUGAACGUAGUGCAGAAUAAUUUGGCGCUUCUGAUCUACCUAAUGCGGAUGGUCAGGGCUUUACUGGACAACCCAGCUUUGUAUUUGGAGAAAUAUCUUCACGAGCUGAUUCCCUCGGUGUCGACGUGCAUCGUUUCAAGGCAGCUAUGCAUGCGUCCAGAAUUGGACAACCAUUGGGCGCUUCGAGAUUUCGCCGCCCGUUUGAUGGCUCAGAUCUGCAAAAACUUCAACACAUCAACCAACAAUUUGCAAACCCGUGUAACCAGGUUGUUCAGCGCGGCCUUACAGAACGACAAAACUCCUCUGUCAUCGUUGUACGGUGCUUUGGAGGGCCUAUCGGAGCUUGGAACCGAAGUUAUCAAAGUAUUCAUCAUACCUCGGCUUAAGUUUAUCUCCGACCGGGUGGAAGUGCACUUGCAAGGGUCGAACAUUAGUGCCACCGACAAGAUUGCCGCAGGGCAUAUCCGAGCAAUGCUCCAGAAGGCGUGCUCUCCCGUUCUGAAAACUCUUCGAAAUCAGCCGGAUGUCGUUGAAGAGUACAAAAAAGAUUAUGGCUUCCUUGGGCCAACUUUGCAUCAAGGGGUCAUCAAGGCACGAACGGCUCCUCCACCUACUCCAGCGAGCACCAGCGCAAGUGCAUCGGCGGCAAAUGUUUCGAUCGUUACGACCGCAUCCAAUAUGCCUGCUCGGCCACAAACACCUCUGGCUGGUGUUAGCAAACCACUGUCUUCGAUCAGCUCAGGUCCGCUUCAGAGAUCAUCGUCGCAGUCCGGGCCAUCCGCAGGAGGGCAGCAACAAAAGUUUGUCAUCGUUAACCAACGUCAGCAAACACCGUCUCCUUCGCAAGAUGAUUUUGUAGGUAUAAUACAACAGAGUCAACGUUCCGCUAGCACCAGCGGCGCUGCUCAAACAGGAUUAAUCAAAAUCGAACCACAGUCACCGCAAAAACUGGUACUCAUCAAUCAAUCAUCCGGACAGCAGGGACCGGCAGCCAACGUGAUCACCAAGCCGCUAUUUGUUGGUGCUAGCAGUUCCGGAAACGGAGGUUCACAUCUGCCUCCAGAGCUAGAUGACCUUUCCCAUUUGGCGUGAGGUAAGUAAAUUUUUAAUUGUGUUGGAUGUGUUAAGACCAAGUGUUAAGAAGCGAUAAGUUAAGGUGAUCUUCGUCAAGCAUAUUCUUAAAAUAGAAUAAAGAUUGUAUCUGAGCUUUUCGAAAAA